Aplysia californica (California sea hare) is the source of this 2911-nucleotide messenger RNA. RefSeq names its product phosphatidylinositol 3,4,5-trisphosphate 3-phosphatase TPTE2. The coding region runs from base 332 to 1975 and encodes 547 amino acids. The transcript has 15 exons. Gene Ontology annotation, cellular component: membrane; cytosol. Gene Ontology annotation, molecular function: monoatomic ion channel activity; phosphatidylinositol-3,4,5-trisphosphate 3-phosphatase activity. NCBI's taxonomy places the organism in Eukaryota, Metazoa, Mollusca, Gastropoda, Aplysiida, Aplysiidae. Gene Ontology annotation, biological process: transmembrane transport; dephosphorylation; monoatomic ion transport. The record is from RefSeq and is a predicted model, not a curated record.
AUUUCCUAGAUACAAUUGGUCAAUCAGUUUAUUCUUCUGACUAAAAUAUUCCCUUUUUCUAUUUUUAAAGUUGACUCGUUUCAACGUUCUCGUUAGAGUUUUUUUGUGUGUGUCCGUGUAGAAGCUUUUUACUUUUUUUUUGGCCGGGCACCUCCCCCUUUUCGGAUAUCACUGUGACGGUGAUACUGAUACAGCUGAGGGUAGUUUCAGCACUUUAUGUGUCUAUUUCAAAGCUGAUGGAAGAUUACGCUGGCUGAGGAACAAAGGCCACAGCUUCUCGGAGCAUCAUUCAUCAACGCCGACCCUCGACGCACUUGUCAGUGGCCUCAACAUGGCAGCUUACGAAAAGUUUGGCAAUUCCGAUGUCGAAAAAGGGAGUCCUAGAAAUUCCAUCACGACUGCAGAUGCUGCAGAAAUCACAGACGCGCAGAUAGAAGCUGGUGAAAAGGAGGAGGGGAAAGUUACGUUUUACGAGUUGGAGAACAAGUCGGGGGUGGAGUAUGCUGCUGACCCUGCAGGAGAUCCGUUUGCCCCAAAGAGUGACUUUGAGAGAGUGCAGCGAGCUGUACAGCGAGUCAUCGAAAACCUUUACUUCCGAGCUUUCACCGUCAUAUUGAUUCUUCUGGACUUUAUUCUCGUCAUCGUAGAUCUUUCACUGUACAGUUGUGCAACCAAUGACCAGCCUUUGGAAAUCAUCUCGCACAUCAUCAUUUGUUAUUUUGUCGUUGAAGUUGUGGCUCGAAUAUUUUAUCAAGGGAAAAGCUUUCUUUACAACUGGCUGGACGUGUUGGACUUUUUCGUUGUGAUGAUUUCGUUCAUCGUGGACGUGGUGUUUAUGGCCUUGUCCGACUCAGGCUGUUCGGGGAGCAGUAGAUACGCUCAACUGGUGGUUAUUGGCAGAAUAAUCCGAAUCAUCCGAGUGGUGAGGAUUGUUUACAUCAUGAUUGUGCAGCAUCGGCAAGUGGCCAAGGCAACCAGACAGAUGGUGUCCCAGAACAAACGGCGCUACCAAAAAGACGGUUUUGACCUUGACCUCUGCUAUAUCACAGAAAGAGUGAUCGCAAUGUCUUUCCCCUCCAAAGGAGUGAUGGCGCUAUACAGAAAUCCUGUUGCGGAAGUUGCUCGAUUCUUCAACACCAAGCACGGGGGACAUUACAGAAUCUACAACUUGUGUAGUGAAAGAGACUACAACGAAACUCUCUUCUUCAACAAUGUCGAGAGAGUUUACAUUGACGAUCAUAACGUGCCUAAGCUUAGGGAAAUGCUUGAGUUCACGGCAAACGCGCGAGAAUGGAUGGCGGCCGACAAGACAAACGUGAUCGCCAUUCACUGCAAGGGAGGGAAAGGCCGCACGGGUACCAUGAUCUGUACCUGGCUCAUUGACUGUGGCCUGUUGGAAAGUGCUCAGGAGAGUCUGGAGUACUUCGGAGACAGGAGAACGGACCUGAGCAAAGGAAGCACAUUCCAGGGGGUGGAAACUCCCAGCCAGAGUCGCUAUGUCGAAUACUACGAGAAAUUGAAGAACGAAUUCAACCGGCAGUUGCCACCGAAGAAAGUGUUGAAGAUCACGUCAAUCAAGAUUAUAGGCAUUGGCUCUGUCGGAGCAGGGGACGGCAGUGAACUGUUUAUGGAGCUCCGACAGGACGGACUUCUCAUCUUUGAAUGUAACCUGGGCACACAGGUCAACUGUGAGGUUUUAAAAUACACGGACGACGACAGCAUUGUCCUCAACUUACAGAACUGUCCCAACAUCCAGGGAGACAUCAAGAUCAUGUUCAAGACGGAAAGUAAAAAGAUUCCAAUUGGAUACGACAAGUGCCCGUUCUAUUUCUGGUUCUACACGUCGUUCAUUGAGGACCACUGCCUGGUGAUCCCUCGAGAGGAGCUGGACAACCCUCACAAGAAGAAGACCCACCACGUGUUCCAGGAGCACUUCGCCGUGGAGCUGCGCUUCGAGGACGUUCCCGAGUUAUGACGUUCCGAUCCUCACCUAUAAACGGCCUGUGUAGAUGCAGAAUCUUCUUUACGUAUUUAUUUAUUCAACUUUUUCAUGAGAUAAUUUUAGUUAUUGACUCCCUUUUUUUUCUUCAAUUUUUCCCCUUUUUGUAGUGUCAACUUUUGACUUUGUGCACAGAUAGGCGUGAUAAGUAUCGGUCGGUACAAGAUUGCUGGACUUACAUUUUGAAAGUUGUAAGUUCAGUUCCUUGCGUUGCUAAGUAGGACAUUUUAUCCUUUUGAAAUUAAAACGUUUUAUCAUCAUGAAGGUAAAACAUUUUAUCCUCUAGAAGGUAGAACAUUUUAUCCUCUAGAAGGUAGAACAUUUUAUCCUCUUGAAGGUAGAACAUUUUAUCCUGUGGAAUGUACUUAUAAAAUGUUUCAUCCUUUUAAACAUAGAACGUUAUAUCUUCUUGAAGGGUAUUUGACUCUUUUUCCCUCUCUAUACUCAGGUACAAGUGAGUACUUGGCAAUCGUCAGUGAUGCAAUGUAUUUGUCAGAGGUAACAGUUCACUCGUAAGAGGCUUCAACGUCAUUGACCCAAAUUCUAUUUGCAAGUGGGGAAAUGUUUAUUGAGUAUCUCAGUCUUUCUGCUGGGAUGUUUGUAUCCCUCCUCCUCUCAGCCUGGGUUGGUCCUGACAGGCAGGGUCAGAAGCCCGCCUCCCCAAUGAUCUAAAUUGUUACAAUUGUAUCAAUGGGGGUGUAAAAACACUUAUGUGAACAAAGACCCAACUCUCUGAAGUUUGAAGUCAUCAAAAGACAGGAAGCCCUUCUAAGCCGCAAGCGUUCUCCUUACUAAAAAAAUUACUUUAAUUUGUCAAAUGAAUCAUUGAGUCAUUCGAGUCACAAAUGCUCAACUGUGGGAAAGAACAAACCAAAGGCCAGUAAAGGAAGACAUACAGGAGAAGAAAUGGAA